CGGCGAUCAAAAUAUAUCGCCUGUUUUAUGCCAGUCGCUUUGUGUCGUUACGUCCGAUCGGCGUUUAUUUUCCUCGCUAAUUUCUACACACGGUGAUUCACUUUGCGAAUUCUUCGGCGCUGCAAGAACAAAGUCGCGCAAAAAGUUCACAAGCAAAAUUAUCCGCCUCGCGCGAUAUUAAUUGGUCCACUUUUGUUUUCACUGUUCGAUAUGUGUGCGCAGCAGAAUAUUAUAAGAUAUUUCAUUCCACUUUUGUCUCUAAUUCAGAUUGCUCAAAAUGGAAGUGCGUCGACGUUCGUAUCGCUGUCACGUGACGGCAAGUCAUGCGCGCGUAUGGACGAGUGUUCUCGGAAUUCGCCUCGUCGAAGGAUUUACAAUUGUGAUGUUUAUUUACUCCUCGCAUCGUGUACAUUGCAAGGAUCAUCCGAAUAUCCCUCCUCAAAAUGCCCUCUUAAUGCCCGCACGGCCUCAGCCUCAGAAUGGAUUCAACCGACACACCGUGAUCGAGAUCGCAGAAUCAUGAAUCUAAUCUUCCUAUUACUGGCAACUUGUGCCUUCGCGCUAUUGCUUCUCGUUCACGCAGCGAAUCUAAAUGGAUACCUGGACGAGAAGUUAAAGCAGUCCAAGAUAGAAUUUAUUAAGAUUCACAUUCAAAAACAAUCGCCAGUGCAGGAAAAAUCGUACAGGGUACACUGGGAUAGAUCAUGGCGAGUGUCCUUAACGAGCGAGCAUCAGCCCUUUACGAUAAAUCUAUUCGACAGGAUAUGUAUCCUUGACGAUAAUCGGAUGAUGGCACCCUCCGUUAACGAUACCUUUUCGAACGAGACCUUGACGUUACGUGAAAUCGGUCAAAUUCGAUCAUAUCGCAGCGUGAAAUUUGUUAGGAGUAUCUUGUGGAAAAAUACCAUCUAUAUGUUGGUGUGCUACGAGCUUUACCUAUGCGGUCUGCACACGAUAACGCAAGAUAAUAUAUUGCGAUUCCGCCAUACAAUCAGGCACCGGGGGAUUCCCGUGGACGCGAAAUUUUUCACGCAACGCCAUCGACUCUACCUGAUCAUUGCGAAUAACGGCGACAAAUUUCCCAUACCAUCUGCGAUCUAUCGAUGGAGCGGUACGUACAUGGAUGUCGUCGGAGAGGUAAUGGCAGUUGGUGCAAAAUCGGUCACCGCGUUCGAGUACCGGCAGUCGACGAUUAUUGUCUUCGCUCAGUACGACGCCGAGGAUCCGCGGGUCGGUUCCGAAGUAUACGAGUUUAAGGGCAAGGAUAUCGCGAAGAUACAAUUUGUGUUCACCGCGCGACCGACCUCGGUGCAUCACUUUGUCCAUGGUGACUUCAACUUUAUUUUCAUGAUAAACCAGUUGGAACCGAGCAGCUUGCUAUGUUGGGAUGGACGAGAACUGCUCGAUUGGUUCAACUUCCCAGAAAUCGAGUCUCAUAGUCUAACAAGUAUCUUUCAUAUGGACGGCAAUACCUUCAUAGUUGUAGCGCACGACAAUAUCGUUCAGCUAUAUAAGUUUCAUAAUACAUCCAAUUUGAAGAAUGAAGACACAAAACGCUUCAAGGCUGACCAAAAGAUAGUCGACAUAGCAGUGUUAUUAAACGCGUACACCGUGACUAUGAUGCUGGUGAUUAAAGAGGUCGAUGCGUACUGGUUGGAACAAUGGGAGGCUGAAAUAACUCCUGUACCAAUGAGCAGUGUCAAAGAAGAUGUCGACUCGACGAUGGAAUGCUUGAAGGAACUGAUCGAAGUGCUCCAAACAAAGAUGCCGGAAGUAAAGAAGGCCAAGGCUUCUUGGGAACUACUCUUGCCGUUCGACGAAGACUUGAUGAUAUCAAAGCCGAUGCGCUUCGACAAUAUGAUCUUACAGGCUGGUACAGUGGACAGCAUCGAAGUUGUCACCGAAGAAGAAGACAUUUUGCCACCUCAUCAAAUUGAGCAAGCUUUGAACCAACUCAACUUCGACGUCGACAGCGUUCUGUCAAAGUGGCAGAAAAUGGUGGAUGAACAUAUGCAACAGGUGUUGAGCGGCAACACCGUGAUUAACGAUGGCUUCUUGGAAGAGUUCAAGAUCGAUCGAAUGAACGUAGACCUUGUGAACGACGUGAAAUUGAAGGAGACGAUUCUACCGGAGGGUGAACAAGAAUUCAUAAAUCCACUGCGAGCGGAAAGCGUUUUUACUCACGUGCUUGAAGUUGAUUCUCUUUGCGGAAUACCGUCCCAAUAUUGGACGUUACGCAACAACACGAACAUGUCACUUACCUCAAAUGGUCCAAUUGAAUACUCGAAUGACUCUGUUAUAGUGCAUUCCGAUUUGACAAUAGAUAAAUUAAAAACUAAUAGCUUGAACGGAACGAACAUUGAACAGUUGCUUGACGACCUGUUCAUUAUCAAUGAUCGUCAGGAAAUUAAAGGUCAAAUCACAUAUAGGAAUUUGAGAAUUCAGAAUCUCACGACGCAGAUGUUAAAUGGUGUUCCCGCCGAUAAACUCAUGACAAUCGCGACAAAUCAGAGUUUCGACAACUUUUCAGUGAAAUAUUUGGAUAUUGGUAAUCUGUACGUGGAAACAAUCAACGGAGUGCCCGUCGAGCAAGCUGCGCGCAAAUCCCGCGAAAACGUUAUUAGAGGUAAAGUGAAUAUGGCUCGACUCUACAUCACGGAGAAUUUUACAGUCGACGUGAACAAGUCUCUGAUAAUAACACCCAAGGAGCGUCCAAUUCAGAUCUAUCAAAAUGUCACGAUAUUGGGCGAUUUGCAUCUUCAGAACAUCAAGGUCGGUCCAUCAGCGACGCUCUUUGUGGCAGACAAUCCGGUGAACGUGAGUGACAUAUUCAACAGCUUCUGGACGAAAUCCAGCGAUCAGACGAUCGCUGGUAAGGUCACCUUCAUGAAUGGAUUGACGAUCGACAAACUCAACACGAAAUAUCUCAACGGUUUCAUGGAGGAUGAUUUCCUGUACACGACAAUGAAGGAAAUACCGAACGAGUUUACUAAUCUGCACUUUGAGAACUUUCAUGUGAACGAUUCUUUCCUCCGGGAUAACAAUAACAGCACUUUCUUUCACGCCAGUUCAAAUAAAUUAGUGAUUAAUGAAAAAUUACACCUGCGGAGUUUCCGCGCGGAAGAUAUCAUUACUCUCGCUUUCAACGGGAUGAGCGUAGAAAGUAUCAUGAACGGUAGCGUUCCGAACUUCAUUGGAACCCAGGAAUUUCCCGCUAUUCAAGCACGCCGAGUACUUGUCGACAACCUCACUCUUCGUUUUCUUAACGAUCACGAGAUACGACUGGAAGAGGGACUUCGCGUCGACGACGAUCAUGAUCUGUCUAACUUGAAGGCACGUGAGUUGCAUGUAUGGAACUUAGAGGUUGAAAGACUAAACACCGUUGAGGUGACACGCUUGAAGGAUCUAAUGGACUCUAAUUCGAGCAGAAUCGUUAUUGUAGGCGAUUUGACAGUGGCGAAUCUGACGGUUGAUCGAGUAGGCGAGGAAUCGACUGAUAGUUUCUUGGAGAAAUUAGCGCAGAAUGAUAUCGUGAUAAAUACAGAAAAGAAAAUCGAGAGUCUGCUCGCUCGAAACGUAACACUAAAAUCUCUUUAUGGUCAAGAUUUCGACAAUUUCGUCGAUAGCGUCCUUACGAAGUCGACGGUUCAAGUGGUACCGGGAUACUUUUCGGCUCAUGUUGUCACUUCCAACAACAUCACUACAAACUUUUUCAACAAAUAUAACAUUUCGCAGCUGAUGUGGAUAGAUGAGCCUCUGACAAUCGCAGGGAAUGUGACGUUCACCGACUUGUUCGUCGAAAGUGACGUUAUUACGUCUUACUUGAAUGGGCAACGAGUGAGCGAGUUAUACGAUAGUCUAUUAUUAAUCCCCGCGCAAGAUAUCGACUUGCUCAAGGUGAACGGAAGUGUCUUCUGGGAUACGCCAUCGUACAGUCCUAUUUCCAUAUCCCAUCUGUUAGAAAAAGCCGUGACCAAGGAUGAGGACCAAAUUAUCACGGGCAACGUAACCUUUGAAAAGAAUGUUAACGCAUGGGCAGUUACUGGCCCAUUCAGUGUCACUGAACAAAUCCGAGAUAUAAUAAUGGACGCCGUGAUCGACUACGACGACGGCGAGUCUGUCGAAAUCAGCGGAAGCAAGAUCUUCGAGGACGAUUUCAUCACAGACAGUCUGAAAGUGAACAGUGAUCUAGGCAUUUGCGAGGUCAACCAAAUGAACAUCAGCGAAUUCAACAAUUCGAUCGUUAGGAAGUAUCGCGAGGACACAAUCGUCAGCCCGUUAAUCUUUAGCAAAGACAUCAGAAUCGAAAAGCUGCGUGUGAACAAGCCUGAUCUCAAUGCGUCGGUCAGUGCAGCGGUGCAUUUCGCUGACGUUUUGCCAAGCAAUGUCUACUUCGAGGAUCUCAUGGUUUUGGGCGACGUGUAUCUGACGAAUCUAGACGGGAUAAACUUCAACACGUUCGUGAGAAAUCGCAUUACACUCAGCGGUAAUCAUGAUGUCUGGUGCAACUUGAAAUUCAAUAAACCGGUUAAGGUAACAGGUGAGGCGAACGUAAAAAAAGUUAACGGAAUUGAUCCGUCUGAUUUUGUUCUAAACGACGUCGACGAGGUACAAAUUAUAUCAGGCACAAAAACCUUCGAACAAAACUUGAUAGUUCAAGGUAGUGUUACUGCGACACGAAUCAACGAUAAAAAUAUAAGGGCGGAAUAUGAACAGGGUGUGUUGAACGAUGAAGAUGUCGAUAUUUAUGGAAAACUCAUGUUCAAAGCAGAUGUUCAAAUUUGGGAAAUGAAUGUAUCCGGACUGGUGAACGACGUGAACAUACAUUCUACUAUCAUCGGUGAUCGUAAAAAGAAGACUAAUGAAACACUUCGGAGCCUAAAAGAAAACGAGGAAGACAUCAUGCGAGACAUCACCUAUAGUUCCCAAGUUUUGGAGACGUUGAGCAAUGUUUUCUUUUACCUGGAGAUGGAAGAGAAUCCAAUGGUGUCAGCAUUCAAUGUAACUAACGUCGACGUGCUGUACCUCGAGGAAACGACCAAGCUGAACAUAGAAGUCGAACAGCCCGGAAGCCGAUGUGGAUUACCAAACGAUUGUCCAUGUGUUAAUCAGUUGGUGGUCGAGCUGUCGAACGAGACUAAACCAAUACGACAAAGGAAAUUCGGUGAGAUUGUAAAGAAUUUUUACGAUCCAGAUGGCAUCUUCGUUAAUGUGGUGACGGAUACAGUCUCGAGCAGCAAACGAUGCAGCUCGACGAGAGUCGAAGAAGAAAUGUUCAUUACAGUUUCCUUGAAGAAUGAUAACUCCAGGGAGAUUUUGCUUUCCUUCGAUAUGUCCGAUGAGAUGGCAGGAUACUGGAGAGACGCCAAGAUUUUUAAAUAUGAUGGCGAUAUAUACGUAAUCGUGGCAGUGUAUUACAAUAAAACACAAGAAACGCAUCAGACGAACUCGUUGUUCUGCAAAGUGGAUGUAACAAGGGAAAAAGUGACGUUGAUUCAAAAGAUCCCUACGAAUGGCGCUUGGUCCAUCGAAGUCUUCGAGACUGAUCAAAAUGAAGUAUUUCUUCUCGUCGGUUGUUUCGGCGAGUUCUCGGAGUCCUUAUUAUACGAAUUCGACACGGUCACACAACAGUUCAAACAGAUUAGAACGUUCGCGAGCAGAAGUCGUUAUAUAAAGAGUCUGUCACAGGGAACGGAUCGUUUUAUCCUGCUGGACAAUCCUGAUACGAACGCUGUGGACAUUUAUAAAUAUAACUCUGUAGCUCAUAAUUUUCACAUCUGUCAGAGUAUAUUUCAUGAUAGCGAAAUUAACGGCAUCGAAUCGUUUUACAUCGAUGAUCUUGAUGACAGCGACGUAUUUGUGAUUGUCACAACAGAGAGUGGACGAUUCUACAUAUACGAAUACAUGUUUGCCGGGAAAUUCCAAAUGAGAUUGCAACAUGUCGUGAACGGCUUACGAACGAUGAUGCCAUUCUACUACAUGAAUCGUCAAUACAUCUUCGUCGGUACACGCAGUAACAGCACAAUUUUCCAAAUUGUGCAACAAGGUCCACAUUAAUAAAAGAAGUUGUGUUAAU
Harpegnathos saltator (Jerdon's jumping ant) is the source of this 6076-nucleotide messenger RNA. Its product is annotated as female sterile (1) M3. The transcript has 18 exons. NCBI's taxonomy places the organism in Eukaryota, Metazoa, Arthropoda, Insecta, Hymenoptera, Formicidae. The coding region runs from base 211 to 6057 and encodes 1948 amino acids. The record is from RefSeq and is a predicted model, not a curated record.